This is a messenger RNA of Podarcis muralis (Common wall lizard), 9778 nucleotides long. The record is from RefSeq and is a predicted model, not a curated record. NCBI's taxonomy places the organism in Eukaryota, Metazoa, Chordata, Lepidosauria, Squamata, Lacertidae.
AGUAGCUUCAGUAAUCCUUGUAGCAGUAAACUUUGUAAAGUAAUACCAGUAUUCAUUAGUACUGACAUGAAAUGGCUAGCCCCAAAUUUCCACCUCAUUCUGAGACUUCAAAAAGAGGCAGAGGCCUUCAUCCCUGCCCUGGAAAAAAACAAAACACUUUACUGCAAUAGCCAGUUUAAAAGCUACCACAUUUUACGUGACCAAAGUACUUGAAGCAUCUGGAGUGAGGACGAGUUGGAAUUAUCCAGCACGGCCAUCCUUCAUCAGAUCCGGAGGGAUCAAGUCACGGAUACAUGCCGAGCCAACAGCAUGUCUAGCAGGAAACGCCGUGUGCUGACACCCAACGACCUCAAGCAUUUGGUGGUUGACGAGGAUCAUGAGUUGAUCUACUGCUACGUCCCCAAAGUGGCCUGCACCAAUUGGAAGAGAGUCAUGAUGGUUUUGAACGGGAGGGGCAAAUACAGCGACCCGAUGGAGAUACCAGCUAACGAAGCCCAUGUCUCGUCAAACUUGAAGACACUCAACCAAUACAGCAUCCCAGAGAUCAACCACCGCUUGAAAAACUACAUGAAGUUCCUGUUUGUCCGCGAGCCUUUCGAGAGACUGGUGUCAGCCUACAGAAACAAAUUCACCCAGAAGUACAACACCUCCUUUCAUAAGAGAUAUGGAACCAAAAUUGUCAAGCGCCAAAGGAAAAAUGCGACCCAGGAAGCCCUACAUAAAGGCGAUGAUGUGAAAUUUGAGGAGUUUGUGGCUUAUCUCAUAGACCCUCACACCCAAAGAGAAGAGCCGUUCAAUGAACACUGGCAGACUGUAUACUCUCUGUGCCAUCCCUGCCACAUCCAUUAUGAUCUCAUAGGGAAAUACGAGACACUCGAAGAGGAUUCCAACUACAUUCUUCAACUUGCAGGAGUAGGAAACUAUCUCAAGUUCCCCACCUAUGCAAAGUCUACAAGAACUACUGACGAAAUGACUACAGAGUUCUUCCAGAACAUCAGUUCAGAGCACCAAACACAGCUGUAUGAAGUCUACAAACUUGAUUUUUUAAUGUUCAAUUACUCAAUGCCAAGCUACCUGAAAUUGGAAUGAGGUGGAGAGCCAGAGAAAAGGGAGAAAAAGAGGGGGAAAGAAUAUGAAACCUGUUUUAUUUAAGAUUUUUAUUUGUCACAAUUACAUAUGAAGAAUGGGUUAUUUUGUAAGUUAAUAUUUUCUUCUUUUUUUGAAUGAUGCUGCGAGCAGCAUAGUUGGAAAUCUAUUAUUUAAAUUGUCGGUAAGAAGGGACAGCUCUGUUUGCAGGGUAAGAAAACUGCGGCGGCUGUAGCUCUAGAUGUGACUAGUAACUGCGACACUGUUUGGUGCGGGGCGCGUGGGGGGGUAUUAUUUGUGUCCUGAUGAAUUCUUUUCCUUUUGCAUUCUUCAUAAAUCUCAGCCUUUUAUGUUAUUUAUGCUUAUUUAAGAACACAAUAGAUUCCUUGUUAGGAGCCAAGAUGCAACACUGUGUGGACAAAGAAAAUGUUUCCUGUGCAUUCCUUGCAGGAGUUUGUCUCUCUGUCCCUAAUGUCAUUACUGAAUGUUCCACUAGUGAAGAAUGUGUGCAAAUAAUUGGAAACAUUGGAACAGGAAUGGGUUUAAGGGGCUCAGGGGGACCCUCCCUUGAAAUAUAUAUGUCAAAACCUUGUGGUUCUCUGAUCUGUAAGACACACUUUUCUGCCAAUGAUCACACACAGAUGAAGGCCCAACGUUUGUCCACAGGGACGCAAGGUCGGUGAGGCUUUCACCUUCGAGAAUGUAUUAAAACAUCACACAUGUGCACUUCCAAAAUGAAGGGGAAGGGGAAGGAGGAAAAAUAGACUGCCUUACUCAGUCUCUCCACCCUUAAAAGGGCCAGUCCAAUAUUAAGCCAGACACUUCAACCACCUCCCAACCUCCCAUUAAAGAAAACUGCAAUGAAAUGAGCGAUGUACACAAUGAGUCUGAUGGGAAAACCAAGUCCUUCGGAGAUGGUAUGACAGCUGAUUGGCAACCACAACGUCUAAUUUGACCCCCACAGUGCUCAGAUUUUGUUCUUUCUGCAGGUACCCCCUUGCAUGUACAAUACUCCUUGUGACACCAUUGUCCUUUCUCAUCUCCCUGUAUCUUGGGCCCAGUGUCCUCCCUGGGUUCCUGCAAAGUUGGCUCAACCCAGCCUUCAGAGAAGGCACCAGCAAAAUGAUUGGGAAGGAGUGUGAAUAUGCUGCAUACACCCUACCCCUAAUGCCACGUUCCACCCAUGACAUGUGCUCCAAAACAAAGAACAUCCUGCAACUGAAGACAUGAUUGUUGGUUUCCCAGAAGGCAGAGGCAAGGAUAGAUGUUGGGUGACUCCCAUCAGCCCCUGCCAGAAUGGCCAGUGGUCAGAGGUAAUGGGAGUUGCAGUAGAACAACAUCUAGAGGACUGCAGGUUUCUUAUUCCUACUGUAUCCUAAUGAGUGAACCAGCACCACGUUCUGAACUAUUGCAACAUUUUUAGGUUCCCAUUGCAAAUAUGAAAUGACAGCAGGGACUCUCCUUUAGGGUGGAUCCCUGUGCUCUAGAAUACCUGCACAAAACCGAAUACCCUACAAAGGAGCAAUUUUAUCAGAAUAUCAUAUAUGAUGCCGUGUGUGAUAGCAUCGGCCUUGAAAGGGACAGCUAGAGUUGCUUAAAUAUAUAUGUGUAUACAUGCAUAAUAUUUAGUCUGUGACUGAAAGAAAUGUGAAUGUAUCUUGUACAGAGCAAAAUUUUCAAAUCUCUACUUUGCCAGACAUGAUGUUAAUAUCAUUUUUUACUUCAUACUUGGCAUUCCCUUGUUUGACAUCAAGAUGGAUAAGAGGUGAUUCAUCUGCAUUGCCAUGAUAAAUACUAUCGGUAAUAAUAUUAUUUAAGGCUGCAGUGGCUAGUCAGCUGAAUGGUUAGAUGGACCAAACAAUUUUAAAUUGGUUAAUUAAAAAUAUGUCCCCAGUUAAUUGGGCUGCAGCUUUUAAAAACAAUGUAGAUUUUUAUAAAAGUACUUAGACAGACCGUAGGUAGCAAGCACUGUCUUAGAAGAAGCAUUUCUACAAUCUCAUAUAGAAGCCUUCUAAGGUCGAGCCUGUGUGGUGGGUGCUUGUUAUCACCUAAAGCAAUUAAAGAAUGUGUUUUUUCCUUGAGAACAAUUUGAGAAUUUUUCUUGAGAACAGAUUGGGGGAAAAAAUUAAUUAAUGUGUUUUUUCAGAUCCCGUGAUUUAUGAAGAUUAACUUAAUUGGCUGACAGUCCUAAUAUUACUGUAACAUGUAGCCCAACAUGUUGAAAAUGAUUAGUGGAUUUUGAGUUUCCAGCUUGUUUUCCGGAAAAAAAUAAAGAGUAGAAUCAUAAAAUCAUAGAAUUGUAGAGUUGGACACCGAGGGUCAUUUAGUCAAAGCCCUAAAUAGCCCUAGUUAAAGAACAGCGUUUCAAGUGCUCAGUUCUCUUCACAUCUGUUAUCUCAGUCAGUGCCGUGUGGUGAAAUUUUUCCUAGGGGAAGAGUUAGGGCCAGAGGCACCAGCUUGCAAGGGCCAUUGGGGAGGGCAGUCGACACAUACACAAACAUCAUGCUCCCCCUCCCCAGGCCAGUAAAAGGGUUCCUGGGCUUUGGGAAGGUCUAAUGUGCCAGGAACAUUGAGGGGACUAGCUUAGUCCCCUGACCGCACACCACUGAUCUCAGUAAUUGUACAGCACUGUAAGAGAGGCUGUUACUUCAAGAGCCAACUUGUGGCACAUUUGGUAAGCAGAGCCUGAUCCAAAGACCUAUUUUGUAGUGGCUGAGAGGUGUAGCACAUGCUGGCACUUCAACUUAGCACCACGUCACCGAGGAGGAUACCAGAUAUCACAUGAUUUGAGCGGGGCAGCCCAUCAUAUGCCGAGUCUGGAUGAAAGGGAUGAGGGGCCUAAAGGCGAAGGAAAUCAUAAUUGGGAAAUUCUAAUGCCCUCAAGCAAAUGAUCUAAAAUUCAAGAAACGUGUGCAAUUCAAGUAUCACUGGAGAAAGACACUGUUCUGGUGAUACUACUGUCACAGGGAAUGUUUCCAAAGGCGUGAUAUGAAACUGCAGCUACAGAAGUCACAGGAGGCGGCUCCAUUUCAUUCGGUGAAGCUGGUUCACAGGUGCUGACUGGCACCUUGACUGAGUCGCAGCAAAGAAGCUUGAGAAGAGAGCUGGAGAGUCUCUUUCAGUGCUGCACCCUGUCUCUGUCAGCUGACUUUGGCCUACUUCAGAUUUUGCCACCCUCUGUUCCUCAGCGUAUUGCUUGACAGUGUCUGUGAGAGGACUGAUACCAGUAAACCCUUGCAAACUCAGGUUGUGUAUAAACUAUUCAGUUAAAGCACAUUCGACACACAUUCUUUCCCUCAAAUAACUCUGGGCACUGCAGUUUACCCCUCGCAGAGUUACAAUUCCCAGCAUCCCUUAAUGAACUACGGUGCCCAGAAUGCUUUGCGGGAGAGAACGUGCUUUACAUGCAUAGUAUGUGCAGAGGCACAAUCAGCAGAAUGGGGCAGCAGCGUCCUGGUGUUAAGGGUAGAUUGUGCCAUGCCUGUGCCAGGCUGCAGGGAGUUGGGGAUUUGGGAGUGCUCCCUUAUGUAAGCAGACAAACAAACUCACUCCUCUUUUCUGAAUUAUGCAGAAAACUUUACACAGCCAGAUCAGAGAUUCACCAGUCCUUUUCCUGAUUUUUAUAGUUGCAGGCAGUAGGAAUGGACAAAUCCAUCAAUUUCCAUUUCCCAUUUUUCCUAUCUUCCAUUUGGUUCAUCCUAUUUUGACAUAUGUUUGUGAAUUGUUGAAUGAAAAAGCCUGCAUGAAAAUUCACAAAGUGUUCAAGUGCAUUCUUCCUGAUAUAUACAUUUUUUUUGAAUGCAGUUUUACUAGUAUGUGCAUUUUUUUUGGUAAGUGGUUUCCAUCAGAUGGAACACAUUUUUGUAUGUUAUUUUCACUCAUAUGCAUAUUUUUGCAUGGACUUUCCAUAAGUUUUAGAGUCUUUUUCAUAUGCAUUCUUUUGGAUGGAGAAUUGCCUCAAAAUUGGAGAAGUAUGAAUUUCAAAGGAGAACUUAGGUUUGCUUUAUGUGUCAUUUUGGAUGGUGCAGAUUUGGGAGGUUUGCAUUAAAGUGUGAACCAAAUGAAUUUCUCCCCUUGCUCCUUGCAGGCAGUUAAAAACAAACCUAUAUAAACAGAAAUUCAAAAAUGAACUGGAGUGGAACACUCUCUUAUCCAGUAGAAAUUGUUCUGUGUGAGAUGGCAAAUUGUUAUUUUUUUAAAAAAAUUAAUUUUCAGACUUUGAAAUUUACAAGCAAUUGUUAAACAACCAAAACAAAAAGAGAAUUCCAUAAAUUCCCAUGGACUUCCCUCCUUCCCUUUGUGGGUCCUUACAUUAACUUUUUUCUUCCUGCAUCCUCUCUAUUAAUCCAGUUCCAUUACAACCAUAGUCCAAUGUUAAACUACAAGUGUCUUUCCAGUCCUACUAAUAAUUUUAAUUGUUUACAAUGAUUUUUAAAGUAAAUUAUAUAUUUUCACCAUUCCUUACUGAAACUCUCAUCAAUUCAGUGAGAUGGCAGGUUGUGAUACGAUGAGUAGCAUAUUGCCUGGAAAUUGUUUUAAACAGGCAAUUAUAGUUUAUUCAUUACAAAUUAGCAGGGAGUAAGGCAUGUAUUCUGCCAGUGAACAGCACUGCAAAGUUUGCUUAUGGUUAGUUUCUUUUUACUUAUGGGAUGCCCAACUGAGUCGGCAACAAGUGAACUAUUUAUGAUGCAGUGCACUGUUUUUUAUCUGUGGCGCUGUUUUGACAGAGAUCAGGAAAAUACACUAUGGGAAGAAUAAAUUGAAUUCUUUUCUUUACAGUUCUCAUCUGUCUUGUUUGCCGUGAGCGGAAAAGAGAAUAGGAUUCCAUUUUUGAGCAAGGAGGUGAUGAUCAAACGCUUUUCGCUUGUCAGUAUUGCACUCUAGACUGUCACUACAGGGGGAGAAAAAAUUAGAUGGUUCAAAUAAAAGGUUGGCUUUUGUUGUUCUCUAAACAAAGCUCUGUUAUUUUGGGAUUGGCAAAGUGUCCCCUUCAAAACAGACUUGUUUAUAACUGUAACUUGCCUGAACCAGAUCUUCCCAGAUCUUAAAGGUUAGGGAGGAAUUGACCCCCUAGGAUGCUGAAGUGUGUGUGUGUGUGUGUGUGUGUGUGAGAGAGAGAGAGAGAGAGAGAGAGAGAGAGAAUUAAGAAAUCUCAUGGCUGGGGUCAAUUGCAGAGGUCUUUCCCAUUUCAAAUUUAAAAGCAUGGUUGAGUGGCUUUUUAGACCUUCACCCCUACUGUUUGGUUUUAGUCUCAUGAUGUUGUUUUAGCUUGCUUUGUUUUUUUAAAUGUACACCACCCAGAAAACCUAUUGUUAAUGGCCAAUACAAUAAAAGAAGAGAAAAUGUGAGUAGAUGCAUAAAUACAAUGCUCAGGAGACAGGGUCUCUGCAAGAUGGGAAAGAGCUUUAAAACAGGCCCUCUACAUGUGACUGCUUAAUGCAAACAUGUUCCUCAGCGGAAUGAGAUUGCACCAUGAAGUGGUUCUCCAUCUGCCAAGGUAUGUAGGGUUGCCAGAUCUCUUGGGCCCCUCCAUGUGGCAAGUGGAGGAGGACUUGAACCUCCUGGUUUGUGAGAGUGCCUUUCAUAACAAAAAAAUUACUAAGAAGAUUGUAUUCUUAUUUAUAAAAUUUGUAUACUGCCCAAAGAGCACAGGUUGGUUCACAACAUAAAAAUAUAAAAAGAGAACACAAAAUACAUAAUAAAACAAAAAUGCAUUUUGGAACCUUCAGCUCAGCAGGAGCUGGCCACAAAUUAUAGCAUAGAUAAUCGAGGGUGGGCCUGCUCUCCUCCUUUCCCAAUUAACCUUCAUUACCAGGGCCCGUCCAAUGAUAUCGCUGGAGGCGAUCCCUAGGUGUCAGGUUUUGGCCCUGAAAGUUCAGGGUCUGGGAUGCUCCUGAUCUGGCAAGUGUGUGUGUGUGUAGUAUGUUGUGAGUCACAGAAGGUUCAUAGCAAAGGUCUCUCACAGAUCCUGCUGUGCUCCCCUCCGCAACUUUUCCUCCCCCUACCAAUAGUUCAACUGUUAUUUGUUUUAGUUUCUUAAAAAAAUAAUAAUCCAGAACGAUGAACUUGUUUCUCUUGUGUAUUUCUUCAAAAAGAUAGGUUGUGGGUGUUUUUACACAGUGUGUUCAUGAUGUUUUCCCAUUUUCCUUUGCUUGUGUGUGUUUCCUUCAAAGGCAGAGAAUUUUCAUGUUGGUUUUGUGUCCCCAAACUGCAGGAUAGACCCUGGUGAAGGAAGAGGGGGUGGUGGAAGCACACUGUCCCCGGCACUACGAUCCUGGUGGGGUGCCGUCGUGGUUGCCCCCACCUUGUGCUGGGUGCCACACCCCCGCAGGUGGAGCACCAUGCCCCCAGGACACGCCCCAUGCCCCAGCGGGUGGCGCGCCAUGCCCCCAGAACUUGCGCCAUACCCCUGGGAUGCGCGCUAGCCACGCCCCCGCCUGCUCUCCCUCCCCGGUGCCAGAGCAUGAAGCUCCGCCACUGAGGAUAGAGCCCCUCUAGAUGGGAGCAAGGUCUUCGUAUGGAUGUGGACAUGAGGCCUGGGACACCAGGAGUAAUCCAUCAUUGUUCUUUGAUGAAAUCCUGUCACGUUCUGAGUGAGUCCUAGUGACCCAAAAGGGAAGGGACUGCCUUCUCACAUUCUUUAGCACCUGCUUUCCAUCAUUCAGAGUCCCUUGCACAGCAAGUGCAACUCUGUGUAGGAAAUCACUCACCAAACAAAUGGUUGCAAUGGGUUAAAGCAGGAGUGGGGAGACCUUCAGAUGAUGUUGAACCACAACUUCCGUCCUCCUUGACCAUUGGCUAUGCUGGUUGGCAGCUAAUAGAGUCUAUCUUGUAGAGGACCACAAGAUACCCAACGCUGGAAUCAGUAGAAUGAGGGCUCAGGUUCGGAGAUGUGCAGUGCAAUCUUAUGCAUAUUCAGAGAGAAAUUGAGUUCAGUAUGUACAGGAUGGCAGCCUUGGGUACCAAACUGUAGAUAGUUAAACCCAGUAGAUAUGUGUUCUCCCUGUUAUCUCUCUUUCAUUUGUUUAUUGCCGUCAUUAACAUGCUGAAAUAUGUCUCCCUUGGGUGAUGGUCUCCCGUAGGACAGCUACAUUGCAAGGAAAGUGGUGGACAUAAUCCAGGCAAACAAAGCUUUACAGAGCAGAGGGCUCCUCUCCCAUCAGCUGCAGCAGUUUCUGGAGGUGGCAGGUGGACUCUCCAGGCUUGGCACCAGCACAUGGCAUUGUUAGGUAACUGCUUGGGCCACAGCAGGUGGAAGAGCCCACCAUAGAUGGCUGUGCUGGGCACCAGAUGAAUUGAGUCUGGGAACCACCAUUGUAAUUUCCCACAAUGACCCUGAGAGAUCAUCAAUUCAAGGCUUUGUGAGUUAUUAAAGUAGUGAAGGCUGGGGUGCCACCAUUUUAAUUUCCCACAAUGCCUCAAACUGGCACUGUGUUGGGAGCCUUGUGGGAAAUUACACUGGCAACACAUCAGCUAGCACUAGUUAAGAGUAUUGUUAGCUGCCACUACUUCCAAGCAUGUUUACUAAGCAGCUCAUUGGCAUAGGCAUUGUACAUUUUGCCAAGGUUCUCAUCAAAAUGGCAGCCAUCCCUGCCUAUCCCUUUCUGGCCGCCAUCUUGCUUAACUGACUGCAUUCUGCUUCUUACGUUUGCCUACAGCAUCAUGGAACAUGGGGUAGAGGGCAGAGAUAACAUUAGGAAGUGACAUCAUUACUUCUAAAGUUCUAUGACCCUUUGCAUCUUGGGAACUGUUGCCCAUUCCUGUGCUGUUUUCCCCCCUUUAACUGCCUCUAUCAGACAGCCCCAUUUUGCCACAAAACAUAUUUAUAUCUCUGCCCCCACCCCUUCAGCAAAACAAAACAAAAUGGGAAGUUAUUUCCAUUAGUACACACUCUCAUAUUUAAAUCCCUUUGCAUUUCAGCAUAUUACUAAAAUGUGUUCAAAUGUGUUAGCAUUUCUCUAGAGCCAGCCCUACCAUUAGGUAGAGGAGGCAACUGCUUCAGACAGCAAAUGUUAAGAGGCAGAGAGUGCCAGCAAAGCCUUGGAAGUCAGAUCUGUGUGGCCUGGCUGCUCAGCCUGCCCUUCACCCCCUAAGCUACCUGCUGGCUGCCCUCAGAUUCUGGUGGAGGCAGCCAGUGUGAUCAGCUUCCAUCUGUGGACAUCUGGGAGGAAAAUGCAUCUUGUUUUUCACCUCAUCUCAGACUGCAAACUGUCUGAGCCUUGCAUUUCUGCGUAAUAUUUUCGAAGGAUUUAACCAAAUGUUAUCUACUGCAACUGGCAUGUAAGGUGAUGCACAGACCAAGAGCUUUUGAAGCUAAUUGAGCCCUCUGAAGGUUAACUAUAGAAAGCUGCACUAUUUUCAGGUACAAAAGGGAAUGUCCUUAAUAUUACUCUUGUUACAGAGAGUGUUAUUUUCUUACAUGCAUGAACAAGACAAAAUGUGUACAUAUAAUUUAACAUCUAUGUGGGGGUUUGACUUCUUUUUCUUUUUUUUACCUAUUUGUAUGCAGUAGAAGGCUUGUUGUAGGAAAAGCAUAUCUGAAUAUACUGAUAAUAAAAAAAGAAACUAAGUUAUACAUUGCCAACACAAAUGUUAACUGCUUAUGAAUUGUUCCUUUACACAACACACACACACAAAGCCAUUCAAGCCUGAUUAUUUUUCUAAGUAACUUCAAUUAAAUUGAAGAAAAUAA